Messenger RNA from Capsicum annuum, 2082 nucleotides. RefSeq names its product calmodulin calcium-dependent NAD kinase-like. Gene Ontology annotation, molecular function: ATP binding; kinase activity. The transcript is spliced from 8 exons. NCBI's taxonomy places the organism in Eukaryota, Viridiplantae, Streptophyta, Magnoliopsida, Solanales, Solanaceae. The coding region runs from base 262 to 1839 and encodes 525 amino acids. The record is from RefSeq and is a predicted model, not a curated record.
GAUGGCUAGUCAUAUAACGUUUACACGUGUUCUUAACAUUCAAACAAACAAACGAUUAACGUGCAACAGCUUAAGCUAUAGCAUUAAUUCCCAUGAACAAUCCCUUAAUCUGCUAUUUUUUAUUUCAUCAGAUCUCAAAUCUCAAACUAUCAUCUUCUUUUUCCAAGAAAAAAAGAAAAACCUAUUAAAUGGUCUCCUCGUUAAUCCUUAGUCCUCUUCUUUCAUUUUAAUUACAUUAGUAUUGUAACAGAGCAUUUUUGCAUGGGAAAUGUCAUGGCUUCUUCAAAAGCAUCAUAUACACAGAUUCUUGUAGCGUCUUCCAUUGGAUUAAUUCUUGCUGCUGCUGUGCAUUAUCGCCUAAAGAAAAUUCGUGACCAAAAAAUUGUUCCUCGAACUAAAGUUACCAAUACUGGCCAGAUCCUUAGGUUUGAGAGUUUUUCUCAUUAUGUAGCUAGACAAAUGGGAUUUGCUGACAAGAGGGAAUGUCCACAUUUAUGCAAAUUAGCAGCUGAGUACAUAAGGAAAUCAGAAGGAUGUGAAGAAGAUAUAUACAACUUCUUUUCUAAUGAACCAGAUGCUGAUUCUCUCUUCAUAAAGUUAGUUGAAGAAUUUGAGAGAUGCAUCCUUAGUUACUUUGCAUUUCAUUGGACCCAUGCUUCUCAUAUGAUCAGCCAGAUUUUGAGUGCUGACCAUGCAGAGCCAAAAAAGAAGCUAAAAAACAUUGUCAUGGCUGCCACUAGGGAACAAAGAUUUGAAAGGGUAACGAAGAAUCUGAAGGUUGCAAGAGUAUUUACAACAUUAGUUGAAGAGAUGAAAGCAAUAGGGCUUGUUUCAGCAGAUGAUUCACAAUGCACUGAUGUGAUGGUUCCAAUGGCUCACAAAGAUAGAAGCCCAGUCCUCCUCUUUAUGGGUGGUGGAAUGGGAGCUGGCAAAAGCACUGUGCUCAAGGACAUCCUCAAGGAACCAUUUUGGGCAGGAGCCGCAGCUAAUGCAGUUGUAAUAGAAGCAGACGCUUUCAAAGAAUCAGAUGUCAUUUACAAAGCCCUUAGCUCCAGGGGACAUCACAAUGACAUGCUUCAAACUGCUGAAUUGGUACAUCAGUCAUCAACAGAUGCAGCAUCAUCCCUGCUUGUAACAGCGCUUAAUGAAGGGAGGGAUGUGAUAAUGGAUGGUACACUCUCUUGGAUACCCUUUGUGGUUCAAACUAUUACCAUGGCCAGAAAUGUUCACCGACGCCGUUACCGCAUGGGUGUUGGCUACAAAGUGGAGGACGAUGGAACUGUAACUGAGAGCUACUGGGAACAGUUGAAUGAAGAACAAGAGGCCACAGAUGGGAAUAGAAGGAGAAGACCCUAUAGAAUAGAAUUGGUUGGAGUUGUUUGUGAUGCUUAUUUAGCUGUCAUCAGAGGAAUAAGGAGAGCUAUCAUGUGCAGAAGAGCAGUAAGGGUCAAUUCACAGCUGAAAUCACACAAGAGAUUUGCCAGUGCAUUCCAUACAUACUGUCAGCUAGUAGACAAUGCAAGAUUAUACUCCACUAAUGCAUUGGAAGGCCCUCCUAAGAUGAUAGGGUGGAAGGAGAAAGAAAGGACACUACUAGUUGAUCCUGAUGAGAUAAAUGUACUGCAAAUAGUUGGAAGGUUGAAUGAUGGAGCAAACUCCAUUUAUGAACUUUACAAGAACCCUCAUCCAGCUUUUCAGGCAGGCUCUGUUUGGAAAGAUAUUGUCUUGUCACCUUCUAGGCUCAACAUUCAGAAAGAACUCAAGUAUUCCAUUCAGAAAGUUGAAAGGACUCGGCUACCUGAGUUAAUUUCUAGUAGUUCUGAUAAAAUCGUAGAUUAGUGUUUUAAUUGUCACAACUUAUUUUGGCACACUUAAUUAUGUGUGCAAAAAAAUUAAAACUAGAUUGAUAAAACAUUCUUCUUUCUGUAUACGAUGAUUGACCGGGCUGCCAUUUUUUUACUGUAUAAGAUAGUUUCAGUGGUAGGUUUCUUAAUUGGGUUACUGACUUGUUAUAUCUUAAAUUAUUGCUAAACUGACUGUGAGGAAUGGUUUGGGUUUUGAAAUGAGAGAUGUUCCUCUAAA